UAAACCCAAUUAUAUAGAAUUUAUAUUAUAAUUAAAUAUAUUUUUCUUACAAUUUAUGGCUUGUACGCCUUAUCCCCUCCAAGGUUCCGAAAAAGACCAUGAGUGAAAUCAGGCUUAACGUUCCAAACGGCUACCUUCUUCACUACAACCCUAACUGGCGAAGAUCCGGCCAAGAUCCGGUGAAGGUGGUAUCCUUCUCCCCCUUCGUCCUCUCCUUGUUGAUAUUUGUCGUAGCUUUUCUAUUCUGCCCGGUCGGGGCCAUCACAGAAGAGUUUGCCAGGUCUGUUCUGGAAUCAAAAGAUGAGCAGAUUUCCUGUCUCCAAGCCCAUGUGGUCUCCCUCAAGCAAGAGGAAGAAGAGAGCGAGAUCUCCAGGUUGCGGGAAGAGAUUGAUCAGCUGAAAUACGGCCUUGCUCUUGUGGAGGAAGAUGCCCAGGUGCAAGAGGAAGCCUUCCCUUCCACCGCCGCUGAAUGGUCAGCCCAUCACCCUAGAAAAGUUGCCCAGGCAUUCCUUGUCAACCGGGAGUAUACAAUGGCUUUCUUCAAGACUUUGUACCAGGAGCCCUAGGGGAAGAAGAUGAUCACGGACAUCGGGUCCUAUGGCUUUGAGUGUGGUCAAAAAACUGAAAGGGUCGGUCUCUAUGCCAAACUUCAGAAGAGGGACCCCUCGUCUGACCCAACUGCCAUGAAGCUCCCGGCUCUGUACAAAGUGGAGCCUUCCCCCCAUUUCCCCUAAAGUAGGGUAGGUUAGGAUCCAUUUUCAUUCCUUCCAAGGCCAAAAGAAUGCCUGGUCUUUCUUAUGAUGUAACUUUGUCGAAACUAAUUUUCUAGAAUUCAACUUAAUCUUUACUUCCAGUGUGAUACAUUUUGUGCCUGGUUUGUCUUGUUUGAAUUCCCAUGAUAGGCUUGACUUGAUAUUCUUACCGGCUUAUGCUUAUUGAAUGAAUGUGUUGUUAUUUA
This is a messenger RNA of Cuscuta campestris, 958 nucleotides long. NCBI's taxonomy places the organism in Eukaryota, Viridiplantae, Streptophyta, Magnoliopsida, Solanales, Convolvulaceae. The record is from the annotation of a GenBank genome assembly.